Molecule: messenger RNA, 4086 nt
Organism: Prunus persica (peach)
Lineage: Eukaryota; Viridiplantae; Streptophyta; Magnoliopsida; Rosales; Rosaceae
Product: pentatricopeptide repeat-containing protein At2g22410, mitochondrial
Exons: 5
Coding region: 28-2136 (702 amino acids)
Biological process (GO): RNA modification
Molecular function (GO): protein binding; RNA binding
Source: RefSeq, a predicted model, not a curated record
UAAAUAAAUAAAAAACCGUUAGUCCAAAUGGCACCCCAAAACCUUUAUAUUUCUAAUAACAUGGUAUAUAUAAUUUCAAAAAACCGUUAUAUCUACCAUUCCCUCAAAACCAAAUGCCCAACCGCCAUGUCCUUCACCGCUAAAUGCCCGACCGUUGUUUCCCGCCUCAAAAACUCUCUCUUUCACCAUCACGCUCUGCACACCACUGUCCCUCAAAAUCCCACCAAUUUCACCCAAAAUUUCAAGAGCCCCACGCACCAAACUCUGCACCACCUCCUAGAGCAAUGCUCCUCCAUGAGAGAACUCAAGCAACUCCAAGCCCAAAUCAUCCUCCAUAGCCUCACCAAUGAAAACCUCACCCUCGGAAAAUUCAUCUCCUUCUGCUCCGUCAACCACGCCGGCAACCUCCACUACGCGCAGCUUUUGUUCGACCAUGUUCAUGAACCCAAUAAGUUUAUGUACAAUAGUCUCAUAAGAGGCUACUCAAAUAGUGAUGACCCAUUUAAGGCUUUCUCGCUGUACUGCCAAAUGGUUCGUUCAGGACUUUCGCCGAACGAGUUUACGUUACCCUUUGUUCUUAAGGUUUGUGCUGGGCAGUCUGCGUAUUGGGAAGCUGUGGUUGUUCAUGGUCAGGCGAUUAAAAUAGGAAUUGGGUCUCAAGUUUGCGUGCAAAAUGCUCUUAUUAAUGUCUACGGUGUUUGUGGGUCGAUCCGGAGCGCUCGGAAUGUGUUUGACGAUAUGUCUGAGAGGAGUCUGGUUUCAUGGAAUUCGAUGAUAGGCGGGUAUGCUAGAAUGGGUUCAUGCAAGGGAGCUUUUUUAUUGUUUAGGGGGAUGAGAGAUUUUGGGGUUGGGCCUGAUAAGUUCACCUUGGUUAAUUUACUUUCUGUUUGUUCACAGUCUUGUGAUUUAGAAUUGGGACGGUAUGUGCAUCUUUAUAUUGAGGUUAGUGGGAUUGAAGUUGAUCAAAUUCUGAGAAAUGCUCUUCUGGAUAUGUAUGCUAAGUGUGGCCAUUUGCACUUGGCACAAACGAUUUUUUAUCGAAUGACUCACAAAAAUGUGGUUUCAUGGACGUCAAUGGUUAGUGCAUAUGCUAAACAUGGGCUCAUUGAAUUUGCCCAGGAAUUUUUUGAUCAGAUGCCACUGAAAAAUGUGGUUUCGUGGAAUUCAAUGAUUUCAUAUUAUGUCCGAGAAGGCCAAUGCAGGGCGGCCUUGGAUCUCUUCCAAAGAAUGCUUAAUUCUGGUGCGUUGCCUGAUGAAGCUACCUUGGUUUUCAUCCUUUCAGCCUGUAGUCAAAUUGGUGAUUUGGUCAUUGGAAAGAAAACCCACAGUUACAUUUGCAACAGCAAUGUAACACCCAGUGUAACUCUUUUUAAUUCCCUUAUAGACAUGUAUGCAAAAUGUGGUGCUGUUGGAAUAGCCAUGGACCUCUUUACUCAGAUACCAGAAAAGAAUGUAGUAUCAUGGAACGUUAUCAUUGGGGCCCUUGCACUGCACGGUUGUGGAUUCGAAGCAAUUAGGAUAUUCAAACAGAUGCAAGCAGGUGGAAUCUGGCCCGAUGAGAUCACCUUCACUGGGUUGCUUUCUGCUUGUAGUCACAGCGGUCUUCUAGACAUGGGGCGAUAUUACUUUGAAAGAAUGGAGUCUAUUUACAGAAUAUCACCUGAAAUUGAGCACUAUGCUUGUAUGGUUGAUCUGCUGGGGCGAGGGGGUUUUUUGGAAGAAGCAAUUAGGCUGUUAAUAGGAAUGCCAAUGAAGCCCGAUAUUGUUAUUUGGGGUGCUUUGCUUGGUGCUUGUAGGAUCCAUGGAAAUGUAGAUUUAGGCAAACAAAUUCUGAAGCAGCUUUUAGAGUUGGAAGGACAUGGUUCUGGGCUUUAUGUACUUCUCUCGAACAUAUUUGGUGAAGCUCACAGAUGGGAAGAUGUUAAGAAGAUCAGGAAACUAAUAAAAGAUGGUGGAGUCAUAAAGAGUAGAGCAGUGAGCUCCAUUGAAAUUGAUGGCUGUGUUUAUGAAUUUAUGGUUGAUGACAAGAGACAUGAAACUUCAAGCAGUAUAUACUCCAUGCUUGAUCAAUUAACGGAUCAUCUAAAGUCUACUGGGUAUGCUCCAAGUGCAUUUUUGGAUAUAGAGGAAUUGUAGUACUGCUGUAUCAGUAAGUUUUAAAGCCUCUGAUAUUUAUUACACUUUUUAAUGACUUGCAAAAAGGCAUUGACUGCUUGUGUUUUUUGUACCAAAAUAAUUGGGGAGAAACUCGCGUUAACUACUUUGCUUUUGGAAAUCAAGUUGAAGAUUUCUUCGUCUAGUCUAAAUCGUGAAGUGAUUAGCUACUCCCGACUGACAUGAAAAGAUGUUGGUCUAGUUUUAAUUUACUGACUGACUGUAUGGAAGUGGAAAUUCAAUCCUUGGGGUUCUUAAGUUGAGCGUGUGAAAAGUAAAUGUGCCAAGAUAUUAAGUUGCAGCUGAUAUUAUGCAAUUAAAAGUAUCACAGAACUAAUGAAAAUCCUACUUAACUAAGUAGGACAUAUGUUAUGUAACAAGAAGAAAUAUAUUCUACAAGCUGGUUUCUCCCUUUCAGGAUGUUCGGUGAUUCAUGCCAUGUCAGAUGAUCAAGAUAUGCGGAAGAUGGGGAGGCUUGCCUCCUCGUUCCCUUUAACCUAUGCCAGUGUGGAAUUAAGAUUACAGAACAGAGCUUGAGCAACUGAAUUCAGACUAUUUCUAGCUCAGGAAAAGAAUCAUUAACAUGGAAAACAUGCAGCAAGAACCUGACACUAAGUGAUGCAUCAUGGUCAUCGCCAAUAACAUUAUAAGACAAAUUCAACAAAUGUGAAAAGGCACAUUGAAAACAAUGAGUGCGUAGCAAAACUUGGAAGGACGACCACAACCAACUUGCAGGUCACAAAUUUUUCCGGAGCUUCAGUCAAGCUGCAGCUCAUAGGUUGUGCAGCAGCUACAGACGGAUGGGAACAACUAGAACUUCCUUAUAAGUUUUAUUCAAUAUUAUCGAAUGCAAACUAUGUAGCCAAAAGAAAAUCCAAAGUACAAUCUUACAAACCAUACUGAGCCAAACAAGGAAAGAAGAAGGAAGGGCACAUCCAAUCCAAGAACCAAUUUGACCAUGGAAGGGAGGUCUUCCCAAAUCUUGAGGGGCUAUAAGAGGUGGGGUCUUGACAACCAUGCAUGGAUAAAGUGCUCUGGAUCGAAGAACUUUCAUGGAAGUAAGUGUGUGGGCUGCAGGAUAGUAGAGUAGCAUAGCUAGCUAAUAGAAACAGUAAAGGGCGGCCGAGUUUGGAUCGAUUUGAAUAAUAAGUUAAAACAAAAAUAAAACAAAAAAGGAAGAAGCUUGGCACCGGGAUACAUGGAGCAUGCAGAUUGCAGAGAUGGGGCUCGAACCAGCAGACCCCCCGGAUCAGCUUACGCCACCCUUUGUCGGAUUGUUUGCAAAUAUACACAUAAUUUUGCUACUUGUUGAUUGAGUGUUGCACUUUCCAAGGCCCUUCUUUUCCACGUGCCCUUCCUCAUGCCUUGCAGCGAGGCACCUUGCACUCUCCUCACCAUGCCACGUUUUCCUCUUCAUUUUUUCCCAUUUCUUUCUUCUUUUCAUUCUUCCUUUCUGAUUCAUUCUCUGCCUCUGUGGACACUGCUGCCCUUGGAGUUGUCCCAAUUUUCCCCUAAUCUGCCACUUGCAGACGUCGCAGUGUAGCAGCCACUCAAAUCUCUUUUUACCACCAACUGUAUAUUCACUCUUUUCUUUCUCUCUGUUAAAUUACCCUCUUCCUCUUCCAAUUUCACCUGCAGUUUUGUCCGUGGAUUUUUGAGUGACAAGGCUCCUCUCCUCUCACUCAACUGCUCCCAUGUGAAAAAUCUGUAUGGAAUGGGAUAUUUUGUGUCUUGGCAAUGUGAAUAUCAUGUGACAAUUGGAGAGUGGUAUUAGAUGACUAUUGUCCUUAGGACUCUUAUCUUGUAUUUACGUUUAUCUUCUUGGUUAUCUGAUAACAUUGUAUCCUUAUCAUAUUUGAUAUAGGACUCUAUCUGUAAUACUGUAUAAAUCAAUACAAUAUGCCCUCAUGAAGAUUGAGGCUUUACCCCAUA